This is a messenger RNA of Oncorhynchus tshawytscha (Chinook salmon), 1338 nucleotides long. RefSeq names its product NADH dehydrogenase [ubiquinone] 1 alpha subcomplex subunit 9, mitochondrial. NCBI's taxonomy places the organism in Eukaryota, Metazoa, Chordata, Actinopteri, Salmoniformes, Salmonidae. The transcript has 11 exons. The record is from RefSeq and is a predicted model, not a curated record. The coding region runs from base 68 to 1210 and encodes 380 amino acids. Gene Ontology annotation, cellular component: mitochondrion. Gene Ontology annotation, molecular function: protein-containing complex binding.
GAAUCCAUUAACUCACGCAAAACCUAGACCCUUCUGACUUGCCAUACCAAGAAGCGCCAGAAGAAACAUGGCGGCCGCUGCGCUCGUUAGCCGUCCUGCGAGUGUCCUUCCCAGAUUUUCAAGUUCAUGCUCCCCUGUGGUGCUAUCAGCCGUCCCUGUGACAGUCCAGCAGAGAACGGUCCACCAUGCUGUCAUCCCCAGAGGGAAAGGGGGGCGCUCCUCCUCCAGUGGGGUAGCAGCCACAGUCUUCGGAGCCACCGGCUUCCUGGGAAGAUAUGUUGUCAACCGCCUGGGUCGUAUGGGUUCUCAGAUUGUGAUUCCUCACCGGUGUGACCAGUAUGACCUCAUGUAUCUCAGGCCCAUGGGGGAUCUAGGACAGGUCAUCUUUAUGGAGUGGGAUGCCAGGAACAAGGAUUCUAUCAGAAAAGCAUUGGCUCACUCCAAUGUGGUCAUCAACCUGGUGGGACGAGAGUGGGAAACCAAGAACUAUCCCUUUGAGGACACCUACGUGAGCAUCCCUCAGCAGAUUGCCAUAGCCACCCGGGAGGCAGGCAUCACAAAGCUGAUCCAUAUAUCUCACCUCAACGCUGACAUCCGCAGCCCCUCCAAAUACCUUAGGAAUAAGGCAGUAGGUGAGACGGCUGUGAGAGAUGAAUUCCCUGAUGCCAUCAUCAUGAAGCCUGCUGAGAUGUUUGGAAGGGAGGACAGAUUCUUCAACCAUUUUGCCAACAUGCGCUGGUUUGGGAAAGCUGUGCCUCUCAUCUCCAUGGGGAAGAAGACGGUGAAGCAGCCUGUUCAUGUGGUAGAUGUGGCCAAGGCUAUCAUCAACGCCAUCAAGGACCCUGAUGCCAAUGGCAAGACAUAUGCACUAGUUGGACCAAACCGUUAUCUCCUUCAUGACCUGGUGGAGUACGUGUAUGCUGUGGCACACAGGCCCUUUGUGCCCUACCCUCUCCCACGCCCUCUCUAUCAUCUUGUUGCACGUUUCUUUGCAAUGAACCCAUUCGAGCCUUGGACAACUCCUGACAAAGUAGAUAGAUUCCAUACCACAGAUAUGAAGUAUCCAGGGCUUCCUGGUUUAGAGGACCUAGGCAUUAUCCCUGCCUCCAUAGAGCAGAAAGCUAUCGAGGUCCUGCGUCGCCAUCGCCGCUUCCGCUUCUUGGAGGCUGAGUUGGCCGAUACCAAGCCAGCCAAGACAGUCAACUAUUGAGUAGCCCGUCUUGUCUGACCGCCCAACACCACCACCAUAGCCACAGGCUGAUCCUCCUAUACAACUGUGCUGUCUUCUUUUACAAAUACUCUGUACAUAAAUAAAUAACAGAUGAUCGUCUAAAACUA